AUGUCUGUCGCUAACGUUACCAUCACCACCGACGUCGUCGUCACUGACUUUGUCACCUACUGCCCCGAACCCACCUCGUUGGUUGUCAACAACAAGACCAUCACCGUCCACGAACCCACCACCAUCACCAUCUUGGGUCCUUGCACCAUCCCCACCACCAUUAUUGGCCCCGACACCACCUCGAAGACCCAAUCGCCCCACGUCACCGAAUCGCAAAUCGAAAACGGUGCCAACAAGGCCGUCGCCGGUGCCUUCGCUGGUGUCGCCGCCGUCGCCGCCGCUUUGUUGUAA
Diutina rugosa is the source of this 291-nucleotide messenger RNA. RefSeq names its product Pga48p (gene PGA48). The coding region runs from base 1 to 291 and encodes 96 amino acids. The transcript has a single exon. Lineage: Eukaryota; Fungi; Ascomycota; Pichiomycetes; Serinales; Debaryomycetaceae. The record is from RefSeq and is a predicted model, not a curated record.